UCCUGUAUGGUGCCAGUUGAUUGGUCUGUGCGCGGAAGACGUUUCCACUUGUCUGUUCGUACAGAAAAAACUUCCGUCUUCGGUUAAAAAGGAAAACACGUACAGAGGAGUUGUUGGGCAUACAUUGAAGACCCAAAGGAGCAGACAGUGAUUCACUGGGCUGUACCUCGGUGCUAAUCUGCUGUGGAUGAAGAGCGUCUUGCCUCUGCGGCACCUUCUCACCGAAAGUGGGCCUUCCGACGAGGAUGACAAUGGAAGAGAUGAAGAAUGAAGCUGAGACGACCUCAAUGGUUUCCAUGACGCUCUACGCUGUGAUGUACCCAGUUUUCAGCGAGCUGGAGAGAGUGAACCUGUCCGCAGCACAGACACUGAGAGCAGCCUUCAUCAAGGCAGAGAAGGAGAACCCAGGCCUGACCCAGGACAUCAUCAUUAAGAUCCUGGAGAAGAAGAACGUGGAGGUGAACUUCACGGAGUCCCUUCUGCGCAUGGCUGCUGAUGAUGUGGAGGAGUACAUGAUUGACAGACAGGAGCAGGAGUUCCAGGACCUGAACGAGAAGGCCCGCGCGCUCAAACACAUUCUCAGUAAAAUCCCAGACGAGAUCAACGACAGAGUGCGCUUUCUGCAGACCAUCAAGGACAUCGCUAGUGCCAUAAAGGAGCUGCUGGACACAGUCAACAACGUGUUUAAGAAAUAUCAAUAUCAGAACCGGAGGGCACUCGAACACCAAAAGAAAGAAUUUGUGAAGUACUCCAAAAGCUUCAGCGACACCCUCAAAACAUACUUCAAAGAUGGAAAGGCAAUAAACGUCUUCAUCAGCGCCAACAGGCUGAUUCACCAAACCAACUUAAUACUGCAGACCUUCAAAACUGUAGCCUAGGAGCUUCUGUUGUUAGAGGUGUGAUUUAUUUUUUUUAAUGUGGGGUAGGAUAACCUUUAUGUAAAAUGUAAAGUUUUUUUUUUUCUUUUUCUUUUGACUGUAUAAUUUAUAAGUCUUGCUUCAUGGGGGACAACUUGAGGCGGGGCAUUUUGGACGGCAUAAAUGACCCGCCUUUUUAUUUCUUUUGCUUUUAUCUUCUUAAUCAUGGUCUCACCACACAAGAUUCCUGCUUCACUUUUUGCUGUCACUGUCAUUCUAUCCAAAAGAAAGCCAAAAGAUUUUUGCGCCUUAAAAUGUCAUGUAACAUUCCUUAUAUGAAGUGUAAAUAUUGGUAUUCUGUUUCAGACAUUCUAACUUGAAGAAUAAGAAAUGCAAGUUAAGUAUUUAACAGAUAUUUGGUGGCAAAUGUUCAAAUAAAUAGUUUACAUAUG
Messenger RNA from Conger conger (European conger), 1309 nucleotides. RefSeq names its product programmed cell death 10a (gene pdcd10a). Gene Ontology annotation, molecular function: protein kinase binding. Gene Ontology annotation, cellular component: FAR/SIP/STRIPAK complex; Golgi apparatus. The coding region runs from base 246 to 878 and encodes 210 amino acids. The record is from RefSeq and is a predicted model, not a curated record. Gene Ontology annotation, biological process: regulation of Golgi organization; positive regulation of MAP kinase activity. NCBI's taxonomy places the organism in Eukaryota, Metazoa, Chordata, Actinopteri, Anguilliformes, Congridae. The transcript is spliced from 8 exons.